Molecule: messenger RNA, 2203 nt
Organism: Procambarus clarkii (red swamp crayfish)
Lineage: Eukaryota; Metazoa; Arthropoda; Malacostraca; Decapoda; Cambaridae
Product: palmitoyl-protein thioesterase ABHD10, mitochondrial
Biological process (GO): protein depalmitoylation
Cellular component (GO): mitochondrion
Molecular function (GO): hydrolase activity, hydrolyzing O-glycosyl compounds; palmitoyl-(protein) hydrolase activity
Source: RefSeq, a predicted model, not a curated record
UAUAUAUAUAGAUAUAUAUAUAGGGAGGAGAGCGGGGAGGUUCCAGCAGUAUGGCGGCGCCCACCAGCCGGACCUCCUCCCAGGCCGGGUACUUCGACCUCACCUGACUUACUUCCUGAGCUUGAAGGGCGCCAAGCUCACCUCCCUCACACACCAGCGAUACUCUGCCACCUGACAGACGUAACCAAGAAGCUCUCGUGUCUCUUCUGAGAUGGCCAGAGCGGUUGCUGCUGGUUCCUACAGUGGAGUGUUCGUCGUGUUCUGCUGGAGUUUACUGCUGCUCUCUGGACACUGCACCUUCUUUGACACCUGUAGCAGAGACGCUGACAAGGAUGGACAAACGCUGAAGCUCAAUAAGGUUGCGAAUGGGUAUGGGCAGCGGUCCCUGGCCUACAAGAUGCUCGGCGGGUGUCGGGACAAGGGGGUGGUCUACAUACCCGGCUUCAUGGGAUCCAUGUCAGAGGAGAAGGCAACCUUCUUAAAUAACUUUUGUAACUUGCACGACGUGUCAUUUCUAAGGUAUGACCCCUCGUGGUUGGGAGAGAGCAAAAAAACCAGUAGUUUAAAGCAGAUUAAGAAGAUUUUUUCAGUUUGGAUGGACGAUGCUUUUGAGAUGUUCAAGCUGACGACUGGCCCACAGAUUGUUGUUGGACACUCCAUAGGGGGAUGGAUCGCCAUUCAUUUGGCUUUAAAACAUCCUGACAGAGUGGCCGGCUUGUUGCUGUUAGGACCUGUUUACAAUUUACAUGAAAAUUGUUUGAAUUUUACCGAGGGUAAGAAAUUAAUGAAUAAGGCAGUACUAUUGUUGGGUAAAGCUAGAGUUGAGGACAUCAUGAAGGAUGCACAGCAAUACCAAAUCUCAGUUGCUCCAUCUUCGUUAACGAUCAACUGUAAAGUGAGCAUACUUCAUGGCAAGGAUGAUGUGUUCCCCUUUCACUUUUCUCAGACGUUGCUCAAUGCUCUAACAUCCAAAGAUAAGACUCUGAACAUCUUAGCAUCUGGCGAUCAUCAUCUUCAAGAUGAGCACACACUCAAUGAAAUAGGCGCCACACUCUUGCAUAUGAUAUAGCUUUUUGUUAGUGUCAUUAUUCUGGAGCAGUAAUAUGUAAUCACAGAUAUGCUGUGAUUCUUAACAUUUUAAGAUACAGGUUGGGUGAGGGAGAGCAGUAUGAGGAGUGAUCCACCACAGACGUAUGAACAGUAUAAAGUGAUGAUCUCUGGGACAAUGUGCAUUACUGUUGUUUAGCAGGAUGUCCUGUGGUUGAUGGGUGUGGGAGUGUUCUGCCCAGUUACACUUGUACUUAUUUUCUGUUAUUUUGGUUAUUGGAGACAAAUAUAUCCUUUUCAAGAUUUGCAAUGAACCAGAAGUGGACUACUGUAGUUCACUUAUGUUUAUUUAUAUAUAUAUAUAUCAAUCUCAUUCAGUAGUCUGGACCUUCUUCUGAAUGCCUUACUGUAUGUUAGGUGCCAUAUACUGUAUAUAGUCAGUCACAUAUAAAGAUUAUAUUUAAAAUAUUUCAACCCAGGUUUCAAGUAUUGUAUUAAAGUUUUGGUUGUUGAAUUAACGUUGGUAUUAGCAGUGACAGUGUAGCAUUAUCUUGUAUAUAUAGUGUGCAGAUUUCUUGUCUGCACACAGAAGUCUCCAUAUUUUUGGUUAAUAAAGUUUCAAGCUACAAAAAACAUCAAAAUAUACGUUCACUAUGGAUAUAUAUGUUUUUCUGACUUCUUUUUCUUAAAGUUUCUAAAGUUUACUUAAAUUCUUGCAGUCGUUAACAGUAGACUAAAGUUUUAAGAUGAAUAAUAUUUUGUAAUAUGUUUCAAUGUGAAUUCGUACACAGGAAUUGUCAGUCUGUCUACCCAUUGCAAUAUUAAGCGGGAUUACCAAAUUGAUCAUAUUUUUACUGAUGUGUAUAGAUUGUAAUCUUCAUAUAUUAUUAUAGAUAAGAUUUUUUCUACUUUAUGUAUUUUGUACAAUAAAUUUUUUUUUAACAUAAAAACAACUUUCUUUAUUAUAGAGAGUAUGUUAGCCAUUUUUCCAGCAGUUCACAUAGUUGCAUAAUUUGAGGAGAUGUAGUUGUGGUGCACUCUGAGAAAAGUUCAGAUGUACUGUACUGAAGUUGCAUACUUUACUUAAAUUCAGGAAGCUCCUUUGCAUCAAAACAUUUUUUUGACAAUAUUUUUUGGUACAGAAUGACCAAGUAAU